Saccharomyces paradoxus is the source of this 1008-nucleotide messenger RNA. RefSeq names its product mitochondrial 54S ribosomal protein uL15m (gene MRPL10). NCBI's taxonomy places the organism in Eukaryota, Fungi, Ascomycota, Saccharomycetes, Saccharomycetales, Saccharomycetaceae. The transcript has a single exon. Gene Ontology annotation, biological process: translation. Gene Ontology annotation, cellular component: mitochondrial large ribosomal subunit. The record is from RefSeq and is a predicted model, not a curated record. Gene Ontology annotation, molecular function: structural constituent of ribosome. Bases 1 to 1008 code for a protein of 335 amino acids.
AUGGAUACUUUAAAGCUAUCAGGGCACUUAGAAGUUUUAAGGAAAGCAGAAAGGCAAAGACCAUUGAGAAAUAGUUUCACUACCGUAGCCGGUCGCAAACUGAUAAACAAUUUUGUUCUGGUCAUGAUGUUAACUAGCGUAGCUGGUAAGGAUAUUUUUUUCCGAGGUAUAUUCAAGUCACCGGUAUUGGCAUUUCAAAGUUAUCGUUACGUCUCGAUUUUGGGGCGUUUGAAACCAUCAGAUGGCUCCACAAAGUCUUUUAAAAGGCUUGGGCGUGGUCCCUCUAGUGGUUUGGGUAAGACAUCUGGGCGUGGUCAAAAGGGUCAAAAGGCACGUGGUAAAGUAAAAUCGUGGUUUGAAGGUGGCCAAACUCCAAUUUACAAACUAUUUCCUAAAGUUGGAUUUACUAAUGUGGGCGCCAAACCAUUAAAAGAGCUAAACUUGGAACGUAUUCAAUGGUUUCAUGAUAAGAAUAGGCUGCAUUUACAACCAGGCGAGGUUUUAGAUAUGAACAAGAUGAGAAAGCUUGGUCUGGUUACUGGUCCAAUAAAAUACGGAGUUAAGAUUCUAGCCAGUGGAAAGUUUCAUUACAAUCUACCGAUUGCUUUGGAGGCUUCGAGGGCAUCCGCUAAGGCUAUUGCGGCUAUUGAAAGAGCAGGAGGCAAAUUUACAGCUCGCUACUACACACCGUUAGGUCUAAGAGCACAUCUUAAUCCUCAAUGGUUUUUGGAGAAGAGAGGAAGAGUACCACUACAGGCUAGACCUACAAAAAGAAGGGAUAUUGAUUUCUAUAGUAAAGAAGAGAAAAGAGGUUACUUGGUAAUGGAAAAAGAUAAACUCUUACAAGAUAUCAAGAAUGCCCAAGAGAACGGUUCGAGACAUUUCUUGAAACAGAACGUAAAAAAGAGUGCAUUGGAAAUAGAACUAGAAAAGUUGUCUCCGGAGCAUGAUCAGGUUCCAGUUGUGUCUACUUCUAAAGUCAUGAACGUCAAGGCUUUGGGCCGCUAG